Ylistrum balloti is the source of this 2220-nucleotide messenger RNA. RefSeq names its product vacuolar protein sorting-associated protein VTA1 homolog. The coding region runs from base 33 to 998 and encodes 321 amino acids. The transcript is spliced from 7 exons. Gene Ontology annotation, cellular component: multivesicular body. Gene Ontology annotation, biological process: late endosome to vacuole transport via multivesicular body sorting pathway. NCBI's taxonomy places the organism in Eukaryota, Metazoa, Mollusca, Bivalvia, Pectinida, Pectinidae. The record is from RefSeq and is a predicted model, not a curated record.
AGAUAGUUCUGUCUAGGAAGAAACUGGUAACAAUGUCGAGUUUACCUCCACUCCCUGCUAAACUUAAAGCUUUACAGCAUUACUUAAAGACAGCCAUAGAACAUGACAAACGGGAUCCAGUUGUGGCAUACUACUGUCGAUUGUACGCAAUGCAGAAGGGAAUGGAAAUAGACAGACAGUCUCCUGAAUGUCGAACGUUCCUAGUGACAUUGAUGGACUAUAUGGAACAGAUGAAGACAUCAACUGAAGAUGAGGCAAUUACCAAUGAGGUAGUCGGACAAGCCCAUGUGGAGGACUAUGCCCUCAAAGUUUUCUUGUUUGCAGACAAUGAGGACAGAGCAGGUAGAUUUAACAAGAAUGUUGUGAAAUCUUUUUAUUCCUCGGGUAUGCUGUUUGAUGUUUUAAGUGUGUUUGGAGAACCAAGCGAAGAUAUUGAAAAGAACAAAAAGUAUGCAAAAUGGAAAGCAGCCUACAUACAUAGGUGUCUGAAAAACGGAGAAACACCUGUCCCUGGUCCAUUGAAUGAGGAAGAAGAUGAACAAGAAGGUGGAGCAUUUGGUGGGGCUCCUGUGACUUCAUCUACAUCUCAGCCAGGACCUUCAAGUUACUCCAAGCCAGACCCUGCACCAGGAUAUCCUCCUCCACAACAGCCUUCAUACCCCCCACCCCAGCAGCCAGGCCCCCCACCUCAGCAGCCAGGCAGUAGUAACCCCUCCUAUGGGAACCUCAACCUUCCGUCACCUGCUGGUAGUCAGUAUCCCCCUGGGGCCCAUGCUCCUCCCUCUACACCUCAACAGCCACAACAACCAGCAGGAGGAGCAGAUUCAUGGAUGCCACCUGCAAACACUGCAGGUGUACAACUGACAGCAGACCAGUACCAAAAAGCCUUGAAGUUCUGUAAAUAUGCAAGUAGUGCCCUGCAGUAUGAGGAUUCUCCAACAGCCAUAGACAACCUUACAAAAGCUCUGAAAUUAUUGUCCACAGGAAAAGAAAGCUAGUAGUCAGCAUUAUUCCCUUUCAGAUUUAGUCAAUAUGUGAUAUCAGUGCUUUUGUCUUCAAGUCCAUUCAAUGUGAUAUGAAGGAAAAAACUUUAAAAAAGUGACAAAUAGCUGUAUGUAGUUAUAUAAAGCUAUGUGUAUUAUAUAAAAAAUCUUUGUGAAUGGCAUCCAAAUCAUUGUUGUUUUUAUAGUAUUCUUUGACAAGUUCUCUUGUAGAGUUAGUCCAAAUUACAAAUAUCAAUUCUUUACUUCUCUUAAAAUAGUAACAUAUAAAUCAAUAUGUAUAAGGUAUUUUAUUGUUAAUGUUUAUAAAACCUAGCUGUAGGUCAGAUCGCGAUUCAGUUGGUCAUGCAUUCCUCAAGUUAUUUAAUCGUUCAAUAAGAUAUUCAGUCAACUACAGAAACUAGAAAGUGAAUACAUGAUAAAGGGUCUAUAUUAUACAGUAUGAGGUUUAGAUAUAUGGAUGUCUGCAUUAGUUCUAUCAUUUGUACUUAAUGGAGUUAAUGCCUUUAAUGCAUUCAGACAUGAUUCACAUUGUAUCAUUAUGUAUAUGUGUUUCUUAAAUGUUAUGAAAAUAUCUAGUUUUAAGUCUAAGUUAUUAUGUGUCAAUCGACAGCCAUUACCAUAAGAAAUACUAGUGGAUUAAAUUCAUUAUUUAGGUGAUCUGUGUAAAUGAACCCUGAUCAGAAAAUUGUCAACACAUCAAAUCUGUCACUGUUAAAUAUAUUUAGUGGAUCUGUGUAAAUGAAUCCUUAUCAGAAAAUUGUGGACACAUCAAAUCUGUUACUGUUUACCCAAUAUCUUAUUUAGUAAUUUGAAUUUAGUACAUAAUGUAUUCAUGAUCAGCCCCACACUAUUUUUGUUCCUAUGUACAAAUGUACCAGUUACAGGAUUUAAAGGCUUUCACUCGGUAGUCUCCUGUCUGACCUAUUUGGGUGGAAUGACACAUCAAUCAUUUCCCGUCAUUUCCAUGGCUUUUAUCCCUGCUGGAGAGUAUUUGUAAUCUGAUGGAUCAUAACUUUAGCAUUUUUUUUUUCUGUUUCUGCGUCGUAAUUUAAAUACAUACUUUGAUCCUUAACACAUGUGUUGGAUUUCUUGACACGGUUUAUUUAGUGUAGUUACAGUCAUGUAUAUUAAUUGUCAUGUUUAUCUGUCCACAUUUCUUUACUUAUUGAUUUCUUUAUACUUAAUACAUUGAAUUAAAAGUGAAAAAACCUUUUAA